Messenger RNA from Drosophila innubila, 556 nucleotides. Its product is annotated as acyl-coenzyme A thioesterase 13-like. Gene Ontology annotation, molecular function: fatty acyl-CoA hydrolase activity. Bases 59 to 496 code for a protein of 145 amino acids. The record is from RefSeq and is a predicted model, not a curated record. Lineage: Eukaryota; Metazoa; Arthropoda; Insecta; Diptera; Drosophilidae. The transcript is spliced from 2 exons.
CACGGUGCUGUUCUUCUGGUGGUGAAAUAGAUUUAGAGCCAACAAGGAAAACAACACAAUGACUGCUAAGCGGGGUGUGGAAAUGGUUAAGCAGAUUGCCGAAUAUAUAUCCAAAGGAUCCAGCUUUGAUCGCGUUACGCAAAUGGUAAAAAUAACGAGUGGUGGUGAAGGACGCUGCGUGGGUGAAUUCACGGUGCAAGCUGAACAUUUAAAUCGCAUGGGCUCAUUACAUGGCGGUUUAACGGCCACAAUUUUAGAUAACAUAACAACCUAUGCCCUUAUGUCCAAAGGUUCACAUCCGGGUGUCAGCUCUAGCUUGAAUGUAAGCUAUUUGGCUGCAGCCAGGCCUGGAGAUGUCGUCGAGGUGGACGCCAAUACCGUACAUGCUGGACGCAAAAUGGCCUACAUCGAGUGUGUGUUGCGUAUUAAGGAAAAUGGCAAAGUCAUUGCCAAAGGCGGGCAAACCAAAUUUGUUGAUGUAGAUAACAAAUAUUAACUCUUUGGCAAUGCAAGUCAUUAAGUUCGAAUAAACAGGCAGAUACUCUUUGUGCUUCAA